Molecule: messenger RNA, 6529 nt
Organism: Rubroshorea leprosula
Lineage: Eukaryota; Viridiplantae; Streptophyta; Magnoliopsida; Malvales; Dipterocarpaceae
Source: the annotation of a GenBank genome assembly
GGGUUAGAGGUCGGAAAUUGUGGGUGAACAUGCCAAGGUUUGAUUCUGAGAAGAAGGAAGUUGGGGUAAAAAGAAAAUAUAACGGAAGGAUGGCAAAUGUUCAGAGUAGAAGUUAUGCUGAGGUGGUAAAAGGAUCACAAGAGAAGGAAGUGGCAGGGGAUCAAAGCAUACAGAGAAUGGUUGACCGUGGCAGAGAUAGAAGUACUGUCAAAGAAGCUAAGACGCAUGCAGGGCAUGACUUGCAAAGGAGAUACAGAGACAGAAGCAGCUACGUUGGAAUAGUGCAUUCUGUGGAGAUGGUACGCAACCUACAAGAAAAAUUCUAUAUGGAGGGGUAUUUUUCUUGUCAAAUCCGAGCAAUGGGAGGCAAAAUGGUUCUGUUAUCUAGACAGGAUAAGGAGGAAGUGAAGGAUUUAGUUGAAAUGGCAUCGGAUUGGCUGAGGCAGUGGUUUGAAGAAGUGAGGCCAUGGACACCACAGAUGACAGCAAAAGAGAGAUUUGUGUGGAUAAGGUGUCAAGGAGCACCACUGAAUGUCUGGGGAAGUGAAUUCUUUUCAACCAUGGGUAGUUCAUGGGGCAAAUUUAUCUGCUUGGAUGACAGUACAAGCAAGAAGGUAAGGUUUGACAUUGCUAGAUUUCUGAUUUCUUCUUCAGUUAUGGAGACAAUCAAUGUUACAAGGGAAAUCAAAAUCAAUGGAAGUUUAUUCAAGCUGAAAUUCACAGAGGAGGAAUCCACUAAUUGCUUCUUCUCUGUGAAACAAGAUUUUAUGCCUUCCUUUAGUAGUGAAUCUGAAGAUCAUGAAACAUGGUCCACCGGAACAGAAUCGGAGAUGCAGGACGACGAAGAUGGAAGGAGGAAGGAGAAGGUUUCAGCAGGUUGUUCAACCGAAGAAGAUGAUGACGUAAUAGGACGUAAGAGUGAUGAAGAAAGAAGAAAUGAAGUCCAAUCCAGCAAGAAAGAAGGGGAUUUUGCAGAGACCGUUGGUGACAACCUGGAGAAAAUUCAAAUUUCAAAUGCAAGUGCAAGAAGUAGGCGGACAAAGGACGUGGCUACAGGUCAGACGAUGCAGGCCACUAUUUCGGUAAUUGGAGAAUCAAAAACAGAAGAUUAUACCCACAAAAUGAAGCCCAGUAAUCAAACGGUAACCAGGCCCACUUUGAAGGGAGAAAACCCAAUGGCAAUGGAGUCCACAAAUGUGGAAAUGGCCCAAAAAGAAACUCUAAUAGAGACCCCAAUUACAGUCCAAAACAGAGACAAGUCUGGAGCCGAAAAAUCCGCAGAAGAGAAGGGCGAUGAAGAAGAAGAUGCAUUUUGGAAAGGAAGGUCAGAAGGUGUAGCUCGGUGUAUUCCCAACCCAGAAUUAGAGAGGCUCCGGCGGAAAAAAAAAAGAGGAAGAAAGAAGAAGAUCGCGCAGCAGAUGGAUGAGAGACCAGAACCAAUCUUCAUGCCGAACCAGGAGGGGAAGGUUGCUGGAGAUUCAAUAGGGGACAGUGAGAUAAAUAAUUGCAACAGGGCGUUGAAGAAACAAUGGCAAUCCCAACUUGCAAAGGAGAUAUGGGACUUGGCGACGCAGCUAGGGGCGGUGGCGGAGAAUGACAAUGAGGUGAUUCAACGAAUUGAGGAGAUGGAGGACAAAGAUCGAAGCUCAAAAAGGAGUAUGGUAAACCGAGAGGUUGAAGCCGUUCAAGAAACCAAGAUGGACGCAGUUGAUAGGAAAAUAUGUAGAUCUUUAUGGGGGUCUGAGGAUAUGGAUUGGGUUGCUAAGUCUUCUAAUGGAAUGUCUGGAGGGGAUUUUAACGCUGUAAGGAGGGUUGAGGAAAGAGCAGGUUGUAAGAUGGUGUCCAAUGAAAUGAGGGAGUUUGAUGCUUUCAUCCACAACAGUGAUCUGGUUGAUUUGCCUUUGAUAGAGAGAAAAUAUACCUGGUAUAAUUCAAAUGGGAAGCAAAUGAGUAGGAUUGAUAGAUUUCUGUUUUCAGAAGAAUGGAUAUCAAAGUGGAGCGAUUUGAAACAGUGGGGAUUGAGGAGGAAUGUAUCAGAUCACUGCCCUAUAUUGAUAAAAAAUGAGCAGGUCGACUGGGGUCCAAAACCGUUCAGAUUUUUUGAUGCUUGGCUGGAUCAACCGGGAUGUAAGGAGGUGAUUAAGAGUGCAUGGUGUGACAACGAGGUGGACGGUUGGUAUGGAUUUAAAAUUAAAGAAAAGAUGAAAAGAACAAAGAAGGCACUAAAGGAGUGGAGUGGCAAAACCAACAGGGAGAUGGAUGAAAGAAUAAGGAAUGCAGAGUUAGUGAUCGCUUCUGUUGAUGAGAAAGGAGAGCAGCACCAGUUGUCAGAUAAUGACGUAGAAUUGAGGAGGAAUAGUUUUAUUGAUUUGUGGAAGAAUUUAAAAAUCAAGGAGAGGAUGAGUCAACAAAAAUCAAGAAAGCAGUGGCUGAAGGAAGGUGACGCGAACACAAAAUUCUUUCACAGAAGCAUCAAGGGAAGAUGGAGCAAGAAUGAGAUUAAUAGUGUCCGGAUAAAUGGGGAGCAGUAUACAGGAGUGGAGGUAUUAAAGAGAGAGAUUGCUAAAUACUUCCAAGACUUGUUCACAGAAGAAAAAUGGAGGAGACCAAAGCUAGAUGGAAUAUGCUUUAGGCAAAUCACAAAGGCUGAUAAUGAGCUCCUCACGGCUGCUUUUUCGGAACAGGAAAUUAAAGAAGCAAUAUGGAAUUGUGACCCAUCCAAAUCCCCAGGACUAGACGGAUUCAACUUCAGAUUCAUCAUGUCAAUGUGGGAUGUUAUAAAAGCUGAUAUUGUCCACUUUGUACGGGAGUUCCAACAGCAUGGUAGACUGGUCAAAGGGUCAAAUGCUUCCUUCAUUGUGUUAAUUCCAAAAACCGAAAAUCCACAAGCAAUCGAGGAAUAUAGGCCAAUUUCCUUGAUAGGAGUCACAUACAAAAUCAUUGCAAAGCUUCUAGCAAAUCGUUUGCGGAAGGUGCUGCCCAAGGUGAUUGGGGAGCAGCAGAUGGCUUUUAUUGAAGGAAGGCAUUUAGUGGAUGGAGCAGUGAUUGCAAAUGAGAUUAUUGAUGAAGUUAAGAGGAAAAAGAAGAAGGGAUUUCUAUUUAAAGUCGACUUCGAGAAAGCCUACGACAAGGUAUGCUGGGAAUUCAUAGAAUAUAUGAUGACAAGGAUGGGAUUCUGUGCAACAUGGAGGAAGUGGAUUCAGGAGUGCUUGGAAUCGAGCUCGGUGUCUAUUCUUGUCAAUGGCAGUCCGACGAACCAAUUCCCGGUUAAUAAAGGCAUUCGCCAGGGAGAUCCAUUAUCCCCGUUCUUAUUCUUGAUAGUGGCAGAGGGAUUGAAUGGACUAGUGGCAUCGGCAGUGGAGAAGGGGAGGUACAAAGGAGUGGAAAUUGGGAGCGGAGAUGUAAUGGUCACGCAUCUUCAAUUCGCGGAUGACACUAUCUUCUUUGGAGAUGCAACGGAAGACAACAUUUGGGUGAUCAAAUGUAUUAUGAGGACAUUUGAGUUAGCCCCGGGAUUGAAGAUUAAUUUCAGGAAGAGCCAGUUGAUUGGUGUGGGAGUUGAGCAAAAUUGGUGUGCUAAAAUGGCAUUUCAGCUGUGCUGUAAGGAAGGGAAACUGCCAUUUAGGUAUUUGGGAAUACCAAUCGGAGGGAAUCACAGAAGAAGAGCUAUGUGGCAGCCGAUGGUGGAGUCUGUUAGAAAGAAGCUAGCCAGCUGGAGGGGACGGUAUCUAUCUAUGGGAGGCCGCAUCACACUCAUCAAUUCAGUGCUGUCAAGUCUGCCAGUAUUCUUGAUGUCUAUCUAUGUUAUCCCAAAAGAGGAAGGAGGUUUAGGAGUCAGGGAUUUGAGGAAAUUCAAUUUGGCAUUGAUGGGAAAAUGGUGGGGAAGGCUUGCAGAAAAUGGGGAGGGCAUGUGGAAAAAAAUUAUUGUUGCAAAAUAUGGAAAGGGAGGGGGGCAUUGGCAGGACUGGAUAGAUGAAAGUAGAGGAGUAGGAUCAACUUGGUGGAGGGAUGUGUGUGGUAUAAAUGCAAUGGAUGGGGAAAGCAAUGGAUGGCUAAAAGAGGGAUUCAGGGUUAAGAUCGGGGAGGGUAAUACGGUCAGCUUCUGGUGGGACAAAUGGAGGGGAGAAGAGUGUCUAGCUAAUAUGUUUCCAAGACUGUACUUGUUAGCUACAGAUAAGACAAAGACGUGCAGUGAAAUGGGAAGUAGAACUAACGGUUUGUGGGAGUGGAACUUAACAUGGAGAAGGAAUUUGUUCGAAUGGGAAAAGGAGGAGGCAAUGGAAUUACACAACUCGAUUCAAAAUGUGCAACCGUCACAAGGAUGCAUGGAUAAUUGGGAGUGGAUACACAACAAGGAUGGCCAAUACUCAACAAAGUCAGCGUACUCAAUAUUGACGAAAGAGGGGAGGGAAGCAAUGGAAAUUACAACCUUCUGUAGAAUCUGGAAUUCUGUUUUGCCAAGCAAAAUUUCAGCAUUCAACUGGCAAUUACUACUUGACAGGAUUCCAACUAAAAUGAAUCUGUUGACAAGAGGGAUCAUCAAAGACAAUCAAGACUACAAAUGCGGAUUAUGUGGUGAGGAAGAAGAGGACACAAAGCAUCUGUUUCUAGAGUGUAGUAUGGUUCGAUGGAUAUGGAUGGCUUGUGCAAAAUGGUGGGGUAUUAAUGUUACUUUGGGAGCGGACUGCUGGAAUACCUUUCAAGUGGCUGGAAGAGAACUAAAAAAGAAAUGUAUUAGAGAAGGGUGGGAUUGCAUUUGGAAUUCUCUUGUGUGGACAGUGUGGCUGGCUCGAAAUCAAAAAACAUUCCAAGGCAAAGAGAUUAACAGGGAGAAGCUGCCGGAACUCAUCCAAUUAAAGUCGUUCCAUUGGAUCACAGCAAAAAAAGAAAGGUACGCCGUCACUUUAACGGAUUGGUUUCUUAACCCAGUGGCAUGCUUGGAAGAUGGCCUUAGGAAAAGAAGGGUGCUGUGUAAUGGGGGCUCAUGUAGGCUUAUUGAGCAAUCAUUGACUGUAGUGGAUCUCAGCUAUAGUCAAUGCUUGAUCAAUGGCUUGUGGGUCAGUGGGUGUGUCGGGUGUGGUAGUGGUUUAGGUACUGCUACAAGUGACUUUAUUGGAUAUGCUCCUUCUAAAAUAGAUGAUCUUGCUUGGGCCCAUUGUUUGAUUAUCCUAGGCAAGAUGAAUCAAACAAAGUGCCUAUAUUGUGAUAAGCUCAUACAACGGGGUGGAAUUGCUCAAUUGAAAGAGCACCUUGCCGGAGUCAAAGGCAAUGUUGGUGCUUGCCAAAAAGUUUCAACAGAUGUGAAGUGGCUAAUGCAACAUUUGUUAAGUGAGAUAAGGAAAGGGAAAGAAAAGAGAAAGAGACUUAGGGAUAUGGUUGGGAGUCAAUGUGGUUCACAAAUGUUUGUUAAUGAAGAUGAUGAAAUUGAAGAGAGCCAUCAAUCUCAAUCACAUGUAGCACAACAGAAAAAGAAUAUUAAUUCAUAUUUUGCACCAAGGACAACUCAUGGAGCCCAAAACACUAUAAAAAACACUUUGCAAUCAAGAGAAAAACAAGAAGCUGCUAGGAUGGCUUUUGCUAGAUGGUGGUAUGAUGCUAAUGUGACUUUCCGUGCUACACAUUCAAAAUACUGUUUGCUAAUGUGGGAUGUUAUCACAUCUAUGGGACUUGGUUUCAAGGGAUCAAGUUACCAUGAUUUGAGGGGUCCUUUCCUAAAAUGUGCAGUAAAGGAGGUUAAUGAAUGGCUCUUAUCCUUGAAGUCAACAUGGAGUACUAAUGGCUGCUCAAUUAUGGCUGAUGGAUGGAUAAAUCAAAGACAUCAACCAAUAAUCAAUUUCCUUGUUUAUUGUCUUAAAGGAGGUAUGUUUUUGAAGUCUGUUGACACUUUUGGUUUGACAAAGGAUGCUGAAACAUUGGAGAGGAUGUUCGAUGAAGUGGUGAAAGAAGUAGGAGUGGAAAAUGUUGUACAAUUUAUAUCAGACAAUGAUGCCUCAUUCAAAGUUGCUGGGAAAAGGAGCAAAAAUGCAAUGGAUCCUCUUAGUCUUGAAAAUAUUGACAUAUUAGCUGGUUGGGUGGCUGAGGAACCAGCUCUUCUCGAUAAAAAUGAUUAUGAUGUGGAUUGGGCAGCUAUUGAUGAGAUUUUGCCAAAUCAAAACCUUGAUGAUAUUGAUAGUGUUGUUUAUGAUGAGGAAGAUGUCCCAAAUCUUUUCUCUGAAGUCAAAAUUCCGGGAGCGAACUUGUAUUCUUUAAUAUUCCGACGUGGGAGUAGUAGACGCGAGGAUCGCCCCGUCGAUGCUGUCAUCGGACUUCGCCAAUUUGGCGUCGGAGGCCGAGCGCAUGCUCAACUGUGGCGCCGAUUGGCUCCACAUGGACAUCAUGGAUGGGUAGGUUUGAUGCUUUGCUACUCAUAUCGUCUCGGCUUUGAGUGAACCUCAUGCAAAUCUCUGCUUUAAGCCUGUUUCUUCUACAUGGUUAUUAGGGAUACGUUCUUUUUAAUCUCUUUUUAAGUACCUUAAAGAUUUGUUAUUUG